Molecule: messenger RNA, 288 nt
Organism: Alternaria alternata
Lineage: Eukaryota; Fungi; Ascomycota; Dothideomycetes; Pleosporales; Pleosporaceae
Product: ubiquitin related modifier 1
Exons: 2
Biological process (GO): protein urmylation; tRNA thio-modification
Cellular component (GO): cytoplasm; nucleus
Molecular function (GO): protein tag activity
Source: RefSeq, a predicted model, not a curated record
UACAGUGGAGGGCUCGAGAUCCUGUUCGCCAACCAGAAAAAGUAUGACCUCGACUUACCGGCCAAGGACGAGUCGGGUGAGCCAGCAAGUGUUGCGUUCCUUGUCAGACAUCUCUGUGACAAGGUCAUGAAAGACCCGCGGAAAGAGCUCUUCGUCCUUGACGAUACGGUGCGACCUGGAAUACUAGUUCUAAUCAACGAGGCAGACUGGGAGUUGGAGGGCGAAGACAAGUACGAAGUUCAAAAGGGUGAUCACAUCAUGUUCGUGUCUACGCUUCAUGGAGGAUAG